GUAAAGGAGAAAAUGGCUGCUCCAUAGUAACGGUGAACGCCAACUGUUUUCUGGGAAGAAGUUACCCGAUUUGGAGCGUAAAAAUGCAAACAUGGCUGAUAAAAUCAACCAGACAUGAGAAAGGAUGAAAUUGAAAGAUAAUGUCAGUAAGAACUACGCAUUUAUUCCAAAGAUCAGUGAAGCAAGUAGAAAAAUUGCUAAUCGUCGUUUAAAAACUAUCGACGCAACUGUACCUCAUUUUAUGCGUGAUAUCAAAUGCAGAACCAUUGAACCUCUAGCACCAAUUCCUACAAAUUCAGAUAAACCUAUUGUCACCGAAGAUAAAGCAGAAGAUCCGAAAGAUCAGGAACCACUGGUCGAAGAGUCUGUGUCCUCUAAGCCACAAGAGACAAACGUAAACAAACCAUCUGUGUACAAUCUUCGUACAGGCAAAAUGACUGCAAAAUCAGAUGUUUUUCUAGAUGAUAAUAUCUUUACUUUUCGUCCGAAAGUCAGCACUGCUAGCCAAAAAAUCGUUCAAAAUUUAGGCACAGAUUUUAUGGCCAGACAGCAACAGCAUUUAGAUAGACAGAAGAGAAAUAUCGAACAAGCUUCCAUCCAUUUCUCCAGUUAUAAUGGAAGACUCUCUCCCGUUAGUAAACUACGAAAAUUCAAGAAAGUAAAGGAGGGAGCUGAAGAUGGGGAUAUAAAUAACUCGGCCGACGACCAGGUUGAUGGGGUCAAAGGUCAGGGCGAGGAUACGGAGAGCAGUGACGGUAAAGAUGUCAUCCGCAACAAGAACGUGUCCCCAAAUCUCCAGAGAAUAUUGGAAGGACCAUAUUCCAAUAGUAGCAGCGAAAUGGUGCUAAAGCGGCAUAAAACGCGCCUUGUCAACCACCAACUGAAAGGGAAAGUCCUCUCGGAGCUAGAUGACAACUACAAAGACACUUCCAGACGAAGGGAAGAAGGGGUCUCCCAUAGUGAAACCCCUGAUAAUUCAGAACCCCAGAAUGGAGACCUGGAUGGCGACGUGUCUGGAUCCCUGUCCCGGAGCAAGACCAUGCCAUCCCUGGGGAGACCCAAGAUAUCCCGGAAGUUGACCAAUGUAAACUGUAGCGUCAACACGGAUCGUCUGAAGGCAGCAAAGGAGCAGGCCGAGAAGGCCAUCAAGAACCGGAAAGUGUUCACCAUCCAGGGAGGGUACAACGCGGUCAGACAAAGUCUGAGGAGGAGAGGCUGGGUGGAAAAGUUCUACAAAAUCUCCACCCCUCAGAAGAAAACUCCCAGAAAGCGCCGUAAAACGGUGGAUGAGAGCGAUGAUGAUGAUGAUGACGACGAUGAUGAUGAUGAUGACGAUGGGGAUGAUGAUGAUGAUGGGGAUAGCGAUAAUGAUCAGCCGAAAAUUCCACCUUGGGAGGAAGAAGAUGGGAUUUACGGAAUAAUGUCGCGGAUUGUCCGGAAUGUGAACCCCACGUUCAUUUGGGUGUUAAAGAGGGACAUCGUUGACUAUAGGUUCUUAACCAGAGAUCAGAUGGUGAACCACUAUAUCAAAGCAGGCUCCUUUACCACCAAGGUGGGGCUCUGUAUAAACAUGAGGAAUGUCCCCUGGUUCGAUAACUCGGACCCGGAUUCUUUCUACCCUCGGUGUUACCGCCUCAGUCACGAAGAAGAAAAGAAUUCUUUUAUCGACGACUACAGGCAAACGAUGUGUGCAAACAUUUUAAAAAUAAUAUCUAGUCAAUAUAAAAACGAGAGUAUACCCGAAGAAGAUGAAAAUGAUGAAAAGAAAGAUGUCGGUUCCGAGAAAACGGAUACAGAGAAAAAGGAUAGUGAGAAAAAAGACUCAGAUUCUAGCAAAAAGGGCGAGGAUUUUACCUGUACUAAUCCCGAGUGCACGCGGUCAAAACCAGGUGUGUCAUCUGGCAAUUUAUGUGCGCAUGCCAAGGAAUGCUUAGAGAAAGAGAAGUCCGCGGCAAACGGUGAAAAUAAAGAAAACAAGCCCAAAGAUAAAACUCCCGAAAUUGUCAAACCCACCGAAAGUGCAAAACCGCCAUCAACUAGUCGAUCUCAAAAACAGAAGGGAACAAAAAAGAAGAAGAAGGUGUGCGUGCCGAUAACUUGCCUGGAGAGAGCGAUGCAGCAGUGUGAUAAAUUCAUUCAGGAGCGCUCACACGAUGACAUCGAUGUCCUGAAUGACCCACAUGAAUUGACACAACAACAGUGGGAUGAAACGCUAAAGUGGUACUACCAACUUGUUAAUGAGAAUGGUGAAAUACAGAAUGUGUCUGGUAGUAUGUUAGCUGAAGUAGAUCGACUCCUUUAUAAUCUUAAACUCCACAUGCCGCAGUUUGAAAUGGAUGGUUAUAAGAAUAUUUGGAUCGUUAAACCAGGGGCCAAAUCUCGGGGAAGAGGAAUUGUUUGUUAUGACAAACUUGAAGAUAUGUUGAAACUAGUCAACAGUCAGGUUGUUCGGAAAGACAACAAAUACGUGGUGCAAAAAUAUAUGGAACGUCCAUUACUGGUGUAUAACUGUAAGUUCGACAUCCGGCAGUGGUUCCUGGUCACCGACUGGAACCCCCUGACCAUCUGGUUCUAUCAGGACAGCUACCUCCGCUUCUGUUCCCAGGAGUACACACUGGAAGACUUUGACGAGUCCAUCCACCUAUCCAACAACGCCAUCCAGAAGUACUACAAGAACGGCCCUCGGCACCCACUCCUCCCCGAGCAGAACAUGUGGACACACGAACAGUUCAAGGAUUAUAUCAAGGGCCAGGGUCACGGGAAUGCGUGGGAUGACGUCAUAUAUCCCGGCAUGAAGAAAGCAAUAAUCUGUGCCUUGCUGUCUACACAAGAUGUCAUCGAAUACAGAAAGCCGUCUACGUUUAAGUCAUCCUUUGAGUUGUACGGGGCUGAUUUCAUGUUAACCGAGGACUACCGUCCGUGGUUGAUAGAGAUCAACUCCUCACCCAGCAUGGAGAGCAGUACUGAGAUCACACGCAGAAUGUGUACUGGUGUUUUAGAGGACUCAAUCAAAGUCGUCGUUGAUAGGAGAUAUGAUAGGAACUGUGAUAUAGGAAGGUUUGAGUUGGCCUACAAGCAGCCUUUGGUGACAGUUCCUCCAUACAUAGGAAUAAAUCUCUCUGUCGAGGGGCAAACAGUUAAAAAACCAUAUGGAUUUACUGUAAGAAAAAGCAUGGACAACGAUACUGCAUAUUUUAGCCCUCGCAAACCGCCACCAAAUACAGAAAGCAAAGACCUGAAGCCAGCACCGCCUACCACAAAGCGACCGCAAAGCGAAAACUUUGACACCACUCACAAGAACACGAACGCAUCCAAUAGCGCUCCAGCGAAGGGUAAGUCAGCGCCGGGCGAAAGUCAGGAUCAUCAGCACAAAUAUAACUCACAAAAGCGGACUAGUCACAAAUCACAAAAUGAUCAAAACCAAGUAACACCGUCUACUAGUCACUCUAGUUGUAACUCAGAAAGCAGUGGUAGAAGCAGCAAGGAAACGAAGGAGAACAUUAGCAGCAAGGAAAGCAAGGAGAAGGACAACACCAGCAGUCAAUCCUUUUCGCAGCCUCAGUCUUUCCCCAAGGCGGACAAAUCCGGUUCUUUGCCUAUCUCUAGUUGUAGUGCGUGGACGGGUAAGAGAAUGGUCUCCACUACCUCUGUAUCUACCAACUAUACGAUCCCCAACAUAGACAAGUUGGAUCGUCCCAUGCUAGCCGUCAAUAAUGUGGAGUCUACAGACCUCCAGACCAUUAAACCAGUGAACUCGGCACCACCUAUGAUGUCGUUGGCAGGUGCUAUUACAAAAGGUAUGAAUCCGCUAAUCGAUGGUGCUUGGGGGCGUACCUGUGCCGAGUGUGGCAGUGGAAUGAAUUUACACCUUGAUAACAACAAUCCUCAAUGCAAAUGUAAACAAGAUAGCCUUGUUAUUCAUCCAGGCUACACCAGCAGCGAAUCGUACCGCGCGGCGCGCGGAUUUCCCGCCAGACCAAAGAGCAGCUAUUCACCUCGUCCACCUAGUGCUUCCUCCUGCUCGCUUAAGUCUUCUGGAAGCCUUAAUACUCCACCUAGCAUAAAUGGCACACCGACAGCGCUUCGUGCUGAGAAGAUUCUUCUUCGCUAUACAGAUGGCGGGAUAAAGCGACCUUUAACCCCUGCCGGCUUGACUGCUUCUACUAAUUCGUUGCCGAGGCUCGUUCGGCGGUACAUAGGUCGGCGAUCUAUUCAGUGCCACGAGCUUCCGCUCGUGAAUGCGUCGUCUGCUGUGUUUAUUGACACGUCACAACUUCACAAUCCACUGUCUAUUACGUCACACGGAGUUGCCAACAGAUGAACUUUGAAAUGUGAAUGAAGAUUAAUCUAUAUUUUAUUUUUAGAGAUAUUCAUACCAGUCGCCGGUACGACUCCUUGCACUCACUUUUUUAUUUGUUUUUGUUUUAAUUUCACUUGUUUCCCCCUCUGUUCAGCUAUUAACUAUUCCUAUGUAAUAGACCACUGCAUUGAUUAACCUAACCAGAUUUUGUUAACAUUACACUUUUUAUUUGAUUAAUACUAACACUUAAAGAAAGGAAUAAUUAGGGAUUUGGUAUUUGCUAUUCAUUGUCGCCCUUUGUAAGCAGCUAGGCGUUAACAUUUUUGGAGGGCCAUAAACCUCCCAGAGAACAUUAAGAACAAAUUCUCUUUCUAAGUCAAGUACUAGGUAUGUUUGUUAAGAUAUAGGAUAAAUAAUAUCAUAUUUUGUCUCUUUUUUCAUUUGCAUUUCAGUCUUCUGAAUGUACGACUUUUCAGAAGGUCGUCUAUGUGAAUUUGCUUUGUUUUCUAAGCAAUAGUGAAAAAUGUUGAAUCCAUUUUUUUAUUGUGAACAUAUCUGUGAUAAAUUUUGAUGAAAGGUUUCUGUUCUGCCAUAUUUUGAACAUUUUUAUUGCAUAUUUGUUUGAUAUAUUUAUCUAUAAAUAUUUGUUUUAUUUGAAUAUGUAUAUAAUUGUUGAUUGUUAUAAAUUUUAUUUGUUAUUGCUUUUUAAAAAAAUUCUUUAAUUUCUUUUAUAUAUUAUGAUAUCAUUUAAGUCAAUAAAGAAAUGCAUUUAUUACUGGAACUGCACUUCUGGUAGAAGAAAAUGUCAUUAAUUAUAGGCGUGUUAUGAUGUUUUAAUUUGAAUGGAAACCUUGAAAAGGUUGUUUUCGAAACUGUAUCCCCACAUUAUGAUAGCAAAACGAAUCUUUAAAUGCAAAAAACAGUAUUUUAUAAGAUAAGGAAAUUAUAUUCAAAUUUUGCUCAUAAUAUGCUGUGAUAUUUCAUACGAAUAUUGUCAUGAAAAGGUUUUACUUAUAUCAAUGAAAUAAAUUGCUGACCAUGCA
Magallana angulata is the source of this 5343-nucleotide messenger RNA. RefSeq names its product tubulin tyrosine ligase 3-like. Gene Ontology annotation, molecular function: ATP binding; protein-glycine ligase activity, initiating; metal ion binding. The transcript has 22 exons. The coding region runs from base 125 to 4321 and encodes 1398 amino acids. Gene Ontology annotation, cellular component: cilium. Gene Ontology annotation, biological process: cilium movement; protein polyglycylation; cilium assembly. The record is from RefSeq and is a predicted model, not a curated record. NCBI's taxonomy places the organism in Eukaryota, Metazoa, Mollusca, Bivalvia, Ostreida, Ostreidae.